AUGAGCGAGCUACAUGUUUUACUAGAAUGGAUUAACACAACGCUGCAGCAUGAACACAUUGUGGUGAGAAACUUAGAACAAGACCUAUAUGAUGGAUUAGUCCUUCACCAUCUCUUAGAGAAACUUGGAUCCCUAACUUUGAAAGCAGAGAAGCUUGCCCUGACAGAAAUGAAGCAACGGGUCAAACUUGCAACUAUUCUAGAAACUGUGAGCACGUGUUUAAAACUAGAAGAAAGUGAACUCAAGUGGAAUGUGGAUGCCAUCUUGAAGAAGGAUUUGCUAAGUACACUGCAUCUCCUGGUGGCCCUUGCUGAGCACUUCCAGCCAAGACUUGCAUUGCCCCCAAAUGUUAAAGUGGACAUAAUCAACAUAGAGCGCACUUCAAAUGGACUGAAGACAGAAAAUGCAAUAGAGUUCAUUACCAAGGACAGGGAAUGCGAAGAAAGCUCUUCAAAAGCUGAGAUUUUUGAUGACUUAUUGAAACAUGCCCCAGAGAAACUGGAUGCUGUAAAAGAGGUACUUCUGAAAUUUGUCAACAAGCACGUUGAGAAAUUAGGGUUAACUGUAAAAGACAUAAAUGCACAGUUUGCAGACGGUGUUAUUUUGAUCUUGCUAAUUGGGCAGCUCCAAGGCUAUUUUCUGAACUUGGGAGAGUUCUUCCUGAAUCCAACUUCUGUUUCUGAAAAGAUACACAAUGUUAAUCUUGCUGUAGAGUUGCUUAUGGAUGAAGGUCUUCUAGACACUCCUAUCAACCCUGAAGAUGUUGUGAACCAAGAUACAAAUGCCACAUUGCUGCUCCUAUACUGCCUAUUUUCCAAAUUCAAGGCCAAAGAAAAAUGAAGAACAAAACCAGAAGGCUCAUCUCAAACACAGUUUUGCCACUGAAUUAUCUGAUUUCAAAUGUCAACAUUUCUUUGAUGCUUUGCAACUAUAGA
Messenger RNA from Anolis sagrei ordinatus, 935 nucleotides. The record is from RefSeq and is a predicted model, not a curated record. NCBI's taxonomy places the organism in Eukaryota, Metazoa, Chordata, Lepidosauria, Squamata, Anolidae.